Molecule: messenger RNA, 798 nt
Organism: Ostrinia nubilalis (European corn borer)
Lineage: Eukaryota; Metazoa; Arthropoda; Insecta; Lepidoptera; Crambidae
Product: basic proline-rich protein-like
Exons: 1
Coding region: 1-798 (265 amino acids)
Source: RefSeq, a predicted model, not a curated record
AUGCUGCCGAUGCCGGGCUACGCCGGCUUCCCGCCGUUUCCGGGCGCCGUGCCGCUCUACCCGCCCGUGUACUCGCCGCCCUCGCCGAUGCUCUUCCCGCAUCCCCCGUACCCGGGGUUCUGUCCGCCGCACUACCCCGGCGGCCCGUUUCCCGGCCCGAUGCCGGCCCCGCUUCCCGGCCCGGCGCCCCCGCGACGUCCGGAUUCCGGGGCGACCGCCCGGCGCCCGGGCCCCGCGGCGGCUCCCCCGCGACCCGCUCCCCUCGCGGGCCCCUCCCGUCCCGGUCCGUCGACUCCCGACUCUUGUCCCGAUGUGUCGACGCGCUCGUCCGGCGCGCCGCCCGAGGCCCGCCCGAGCGGCGACCCGCCGGCGACCCCCCCGAGCUCGCGGCCGCCCCCCGAGGCCCCGGCCGCGGCCGGCGCGCCGACGCCGCCGGGCUGGGCGCGGCCGCGGUCGCCGCCGCCGCCGUACAGCGGCGCGGAGGGCCCGGCGCGCGUGGGGCCCGACGCCGGCGACGUGCGGCUGUCGGUGUCGGAGUGCGAGAUCUUCCGGCUGCUGAGCAGCGUGGACUCCAACGCGGCGCACUGGUACAUGGUGGACGCCAUCGCGCGCGCCAUGCGCACGACCACGACGCCGGCGUCCGCGCUGAACCCGGCGGCGCCGGAGUACCGGCCCCCCCGGCCCCCGCAGGCCCCCCAGCCCCCGCGGGCCCCGCAGCCCCCCCAGGCCCCGCUGCCCCCGCGCCCGCGCGUGCCGCUGCCCGCCGGCAUGCGCCCGCCGCCCGGCUUCGGCUUCUAA